This is a messenger RNA of Trichoderma atroviride IMI 206040, 1557 nucleotides long. RefSeq lists its product as uncharacterized. The record is from RefSeq and is a predicted model, not a curated record. Lineage: Eukaryota; Fungi; Ascomycota; Sordariomycetes; Hypocreales; Hypocreaceae.
AUGGCCUUUCUCGAGGAUCCACGCCUGCGUCAGCGCUGGAACCAGAUUGCACACGACGCAGAGGCCGUGACUGAGAAUGCCGCUGCCGGCAUCUGGACAUUCCAGCACCACUACAUCAACCCUUGCCUGGGGUCGGUCCGAGGCGCCAUUGAGCAAUGCACGGCCGUCUGCCUGGGCGAUGCCGAAGAGCGUAUCCGACGGCAGCGAGAGCGCGCCCGCGAGAGGGCAGAAUACAGUUUUAAUUUCUACGAUGACUGGGAUCGUGAGGAAGAGAGCGGCGGGCUGCUGGGCAACUGGGGCGGGGAAGACUGGGAUCGGCUCUUGGCUGGCUCUGGCAGCAGCCAGAGGAGGCCUGAGACGGUCGACCACCAGCCGCGCCGAAAGCGAGGCAUGAGCUACGGAACCAGAGGGGCCAGGAGAAAAAACAGCGAGCAGGAUCCCACCAUUAUCCCCAGCACCCAGCCGAUUGGAUUCCUAAGCAAGCUCCCUUGGAAGAUGGGUGGUACCUUGCGAUACAAACCUAGUGCGGCGGAUCUGCAAGAGCACCCUGGUGCCAGAAAACACGAAUAUACCGAGACGCAGCCGCUGCUGGGAGCGGAAGACGAUUCGGAUCACGGAGAACUACUACAACCGUCACGGUCAAGGAAGCGGAGCGGUACAACGGGGUCAGGCGCAACAUCAGACUCUUAUCGUUCCCGUGGUGAUCUGUUUCCCAGCGACGGCGAAGGAGACGAAGAUGCAAUAGCACUCGAUGAUGAGGUGACCUAUGACAUGAUUAGAAAGGAUGACAGGAGCAGCAGGAGUGGAAGAACGCCGAGCAGUAAAGGCAAGCGGCCGGCGCAUACCGUCUCUAGAACAGUAUCUAGGACAACCCUUGGCUCCGUCGGAUCAAGAGAAUCUCUGGGCCUUGGCCUCGCCAUAUUUGGAGCAGUAUCGCAAGAAUCCGUACAAGACGCCCAGCCGCUACCAUCACUUAGAGACCUCGAGCUAGAAGAAGAACGCCUAGGGAAAGAAGAGGAUGAAGAAUUGGCAAAGAAGAAAGAGGCUGCAGCCCAAUUGGCGGUGGACCGAGGUUUGCAAACAGAAGCAGAGCCGAAGCCGGCGGAUGUGGGAGACGAUGAGUAUAAACCGGAAGAAGAGGCACACGAGAUACACUUGGAAGAUGGUGAGGAGAGUGACGAUGACGAGGGUGAUGAAGAAGGUGCCCUUCACGAUUCCGGGAUAUCCGGACAUGACCAGGAGGCUCAGGCGAAAGAUGAGACAACGCCCACUGUCAAGAGCGGCUUCGUUCCUGCGCGGCUGCCACAUUUUGGAUGAGCUAUUGAGCGUUGCUGGCUUUGCAGAAGAUUAAAAGCUUCGGAUACGUUUACAUGUAGUCUUCGACCUAUAUAUAAUACUACUGACACGGGACGCCUAGAUGUCACUAUUACUACCGACUUGGGCGGGAAAUGCUGAGAUUGUUACCAGCGGCCUGCUAGCGCGGUAAUGGAAUGACGCGGAGAGGGGGUACAGAUUUGGACUGACGAAUAUAAUGAAUGAAUGAGAAAUGAAAUGCAA